GGGCCGGAGUGGUCGCACAGUGCAACGGGAAACGCAAGGUUGAAGAACCCAGCCGGAGGGCUCUGUGCCCUCCCCGCAGGGGCUGCGCUCAGACUGGCGGCGGGCGGGGCGCUCGGGGCGGCGGCGGCGCCCUCGGGGCGGCUCCGGGCGGCGGCGGGCUGCAGUGCGUCGAGCGGCCGGCAGCGGGCAGCAGCGGGCGCAGGCGGUGGCAGUGGCGGUGGCGGUGGCGGUGGCGGUGGCGGUGGCAGCAGCGCUCGGCAGCGGGCGGGCGGCGCCGGCGGUGCCCCGGGCGCGCUCACACACGCGCUCACACACACACAUACACACGGCCUCGUACACACUCACUCACGCUCCGGCGCGCACACGCGGCGCGCAGGCCGGAGGGAGGAGGCUCGGCGAGGCUCGGCGGCAGCGUGCUCGGCGGGCGGGCGGCCCCCGCUCCCCGGCUCCGAGGCUCAGUGCAGCCCGCGCGGCCCCCGCCCUCGGACCCGCCCCCGGGGGUCGCCCGGCCCCAUGCCCUGCAGCGGCGGCGGAGUAGCGCGCGGCCGCGGGAGGCUCUGAGGAGCCCCGAGGGAGCCGGCGACAAGGGGACCAUGUACCGGGACCCGGACGCGGCCGGCCCAGGGGCACCCACCAGAGAUGUCCUGCUGGUCUCUGCCAUCAUCACCGUCAGCCUUAGCGUCACGGUCGUCCUCUGCGGCCUCUGCCACUGGUGUCAGCGCAAACUGGGCAAACGCUACAAGAAUUCCUUGGAGACGGUGGGCACGCCAGACUCGGGGCGUGGGCGCAGUGAGAAGAAAGCCAUCAACGAUCUAGACAGAGACUUUUGGAAUAACAAUGAGAGCACAGUGCAGCAGAAAUGGAGUUCCUACCCUCCCAAGGAGUUUAUUCUAAACAUUUCACCCUACGCCCCUUAUGGCGACCCACGACUGUCCCUCAAUGGCACCCUCCUGUCGGGCGCCAGAGUGGCCGCCGCAGCGGGGCUGGCGGUGGAGCGGGAAGGCCGGCUGGGGGAGAAGCCGGUGUCGGUGCUGCCACCCGGAGAGGACGCCUUGAGAAGCGGCGGGGCUGCCCCCAGCGAGCCGGGCAGCGGUGGCAAGGCGGGGAGAGGCCGCUGGCGGAUGGUGCAGAGCCACCUGGCCGCAGGGAAGCUCAACUUGUCCAAUUUCGAGGACUCCACCCUGUCCACCGCCACUACCCUUGAGUCUAUCCCCAGCUCCACGGGAGAGCCGAAAUGCCAGCGACCCCGCACCCUGAUGCGGCAGCAGAGCCUGCAGCAGCCGCUGAGCCAGCACCAGCGGGGCCGGCAGCCCAGCCAGCCCACCACCAGCCAGAGCCUGGGCCAGCUGCAGGCCCACACGGCCUCUGCGCCCGGCCCCAACCCCCGGGCCUACGGCCGGGGCCAGGCUCGGCAGGGCGCCUCGGCCGGCUCCAAGUACCGGGCGGCCGGGGGCCGCAGCCGCUCCAACCCGGGCAGCUGGGACCACGUGGUGGGGCAGAUUCGAAACCGAGGCUUGGACAUGAAAUCCUUCCUGGAGGGCCGGAUGGUGGUGCUAUCCUUGGUCUUAGGGCUUUCGGAACAGGAUGAUUUUGCCAAUAUCCCUGACCUGCAAAACCCAGGAACCCAGCAGAACCAGAACGCUCAGGGGGACAAGAGGUUGCCUCCAGGAGGGAAGGCGGUGACCACAGCCCCAGUCCCGGGCCAGACGCCGCACGAUGAGUCCGACCGCCGGACCGAGCCACGCUCCUCCGUCUCGGAUCUUGUCAACUCCCUCACCAGUGAGAUGCUCAUGCUCUCCCCAGGCUCGGAGGAGGACGAGGCCCAUGAGGGCUGCAGCCGAGAGAACCUGGGCCGGAUCCAGUUCAGCGUCGGCUACAACUUCCAGGAGUCCACGCUCACCGUGAAGAUCAUGAAGGCCCAGGAGCUGCCGGCCAAGGACUUCAGCGGCACCAGCGACCCCUUUGUCAAGAUCUACCUGCUGCCAGAUAAGAAGCACAAGCUGGAGACCAAGGUGAAGCGGAAGAACCUGAAUCCCCACUGGAAUGAGACCUUCCUCUUUGAAGGUUUCCCCUACGAGAAGGUGGUGCAGAGGGUCCUCUACCUCCAGGUCCUGGACUACGACCGCUUCAGCCGCAAUGACCCCAUUGGGGAGGUGUCCAUCCCCCUCAACAAGGUGGACCUGACCCAGAUGCAGACCUUUUGGAAGGAUCUGAAGCCAUGUAGCGAUGGGAGUGGGAGCCGAGGGGAGCUGCUCUUGUCUCUCUGUUACAACCCCUCUGCCAACUCCAUCAUCGUGAACAUCAUCAAAGCCCGGAACCUCAAAGCCAUGGACAUUGGGGGCACCUCAGACCCCUAUGUGAAGGUGUGGCUCAUGUACAAAGACAAGCGGGUGGAGAAGAAGAAGACAGUGACCAUGAAGAGGAACCUGAACCCCAUCUUCAACGAGUCCUUUGCCUUUGACAUCCCCACGGAGAAGCUGAGGGAAACGACCAUCAUCAUCACUGUCAUGGACAAGGACAAGCUCAGCCGCAACGACGUCAUCGGCAAGAUCUACCUGUCCUGGAAGAGCGGGCCUGGGGAAGUGAAACAUUGGAAGGACAUGAUUGCCCGGCCCCGGCAGCCGGUGGCCCAGUGGCACCAGCUGAAGGCCUGAGUGGGGCCAAGGGAGGCCCAGGGGGCCAAGGGCUCAGGUCCCCAUCAUGCCCUCCCCACUUUGUGCACAAGGCCCAGCCUGGCUCCUCUGCCAUGGUGAGGGAGGACCCUGAGGGCUAGACCAGGGAGGGGUCCCAGGAACCCAUUGGGCCCCAUUUCUUGGAAGCACCAACCCCAUCCCUCAACAGUCCAGCUCUGGGGGGAGGGGCUCUGGGAGCCAUUUUCCUGCUUUGUCCCUUUCCUUCCUGACUUGCUGAUACUAAAGAAGUGGAGGGAGAGUGUAAGGGCCAGACAGGCAGACGGGCAGACUCCUCCAGAGGCCCGCCAGGUGGGCACAGUCCCCCGUUUUCUUUAUGGCGGUGCCUGGAGUGGAGAGAUGCUGCCCCCCUCACAGUCCCCAUGUGGGCCCAGGAGAGGGGAGACCAAGGCGUUUGGCCUCGGCCUAGUCAGGAGAGGCCUGUCCCAGGACAGUUUCAGGUGCCGGCUGGGCCCUGAAUGCUGAGGAUAGUAUAUAGCCCGCUCCAAGGUCCUGGAGCCACAGCCCUGUGUACUUAUGUUGUGUCCACUGUGUGCGUGCGUGUGCGUGUGCAUAUGGGGAUGGGGUGCUCGUCCCCCUGGGGUCAGCAGUGCUGAGGAUUAUGCGGAGGGCACAGAGUUUCGUGAAUGAGGCAGGGCAGUAGGCUGAGAGCGGAGAGGCAGGUGAGGAGUGGGGCAGGAAAGAGGGGCAGAUGCCGGAGCUGGGCUGAGAACCAGGGGCCUCCUGUCCCCCACCUCCUCCCCGCCCCCGCCAUGCUCCCCUCUGCUCAGAGUUCUCCAGAAGCUGCUUGCCAGCGCCUUCAUCUCUUGAACAUCAUUUCACAACUGUUAGGCUCCUACUGAAUGCAUCACGUUCUAUCAGGACUCACCUCCUUUCCUUCUCAGGGGGUCCCAAGCCCCCACUAGCUCUCUUCCCUAACACCCUCAUCCAGAGACAGUCUCAGCCUCCCCAGAUCUCAUAAACCAGUCAAGCUGGCAACAUCCUCCAUGCCUUCCAGCCUCCUUCCCUCCUUAUCAUCGCCCCAUCCGCGCAGACCACCCCCCACUGCACUCACCACCCCUCCAUCCCCCAUGCUCACAGGCCUUCCCUCCAAUUCCCUGUCUGGGUCUCCAGUCCUCUCCAGGACAGUCUUCUCACCUUUCCCACCGCUUAUGGUCCCCCAGAGCAGCUCCUGCCCCUCUUGGUUCAGGCAGUUUAGAAAGCAGGGAAAAUUCCAAGAUUCUGUGGGUUUGAGGUUGCCCCACACAAAGAAGUUAUGGUUUCUCUGCCUCAUCUGCUGCAGAGACUCGAACUGUCUUCCCUUAGAGACAAGAUUUCAGUAUGAUCCCCAGGUGGGUCCUGGUAUUGAUACAGGACAGCUGGUGACAGCCUGGAAUCCAGUGGUCCGUGAGCUUGGGCCUGACAUUCCGACACACACCGCCAGGUGGCGCCAGGACACCACAGUCCGUGGCCGGGGUCUGGGACGGCGGUUCUACCCCCAGAUGGGCCGGGCACUUCAGGAAAGGAGACCGGACAGGGUCCUCUCUUAGAGAGCACGGCAAAAGUAUAAGCAUUUGAGAACCAUUUUCCUUCAGUAAGCUUCCCCUGAGCUGAGCAUUCUGCUCUAUGCAGGAGAUGGGUCACGUUUUUGCUCAUAUCAAAUUUUACAUUGAAUCUCACGCCCCCGCCCCCGCCCCGCCCCCAGGACCUGGAGGAAUACCAAAGCAGGUGAAUCAUUUUGUAGACUGAAGCGUGCUCACCUAAAGCAGUCACCCACAUCCCUUGUAAAUCCCAAUUUUUCCAUAUUGUAACUUGACUUAAAACGGGGGUCUGCCCCAACUGCCCCGUCCUUAUCGGGCGGUCCGGGGACCAGCCCCCAGCGGGGACAGGAGGGCAGCGACUCUGGAGCCUGCGUGGAAGCGAAGACAGUGCUGUCAGAAGCCUUGAGAGGCGGAGGGGAUCUGUCACUUCGGAUCCUGCGCCACUCCUCCCCGCGGGGCGACCCCCUCGCCGGGCCUGCUAGCUUGCUGUGGAGCCCCUGGGGAACUGAACCAAAGCGCACUGAGUGAGCGGGGCUACUGCGUCCCCUUUUCCGAGCCCCGCCCACGGAGCUCUUGGCCAUUAAUAUGCAGAGAGCACCUCUGGGCGGAGUCUGUUCCCAAUCUGACCCUACCCAGGCACCUUGGUGAACCAGCACCAAGAGGCGCAAGCCGGGACGCGGGGGACGGGCGACAAGCGGUGGGCCGAGGGCCGGGUGGCUAGCACCGAGGAGGUGGGUGGUAUGGGGUGAGGGCGAGGACGGUCUAGGACUACAGGAGAACAGGGAAUGGGGGAACUUAAGGGUGGGGGUAGGGCACCUGGAGCCCUGCCACCGUCUCAGGACUUCGGGCAAAUCACUCACACUCCCGGGACCUCAGUUUCCCUAUCUGUAAAUUGAUGGUAACAAUACUUCACCUACCUCAUCAGGGAGGUUGUGAGGCCACUUUCACCUAACCUGGGGGUGCUACCCCGAGCAAAGUAUUAUCCCACUGUAGCCUGAAAACACGCCCACCUGCCCCUGCCAUUGCACAGCCUCCAGGGAUUGCUGAGGCUGGCCUGGGCCCAUCUAUCUCUUCUCCACUGUGUCCCAGGUUCCUCCAUGAGCGUCACCUGCCAUCUUUGUGGGCGCCCUAGACUUAGUCCUUAUUUUGUUCUGGUAUCCUUUCUUGUGACCAUCUCUCCACGUAACUGCUGUACAAAUUCCACCUGCCCCAGGACCCCAAACCUGCCCCACCUGCCCUGGUGCCACUUGCCAGGGAAGGGACAAGGAAAACAGCCACAUAAAAAGCCAAGGGAGGCCCCCAGAGCCCCCAGUCCAGCUGGGGCCCUAAGAGUGGGGCUGGUGGCCGCUGUCUGUAUUGUGUUUGAGUUCUUGAGUACACUUGUUUUAUAAAAAAAGAAAACCCACUAUCACACACACAUACAAAAAAAAAAAAAAUGCAAUGAAGACAAAUGCAGAAAAGCUGAAGAAAAAAAAAGGGAAAAGAACCAUACAAAAUUUUUCCACCACGUGCACCCUCUAAGCCAGCAAGAUUUCCUCUUUGCAAAAUCAUAUUUUUGUGGGAAUGGGCCCUGCUUUUUGUGGCAAGGCCCGUUCUGAUUAAUAAAGGAUCGUGAAAAA
Molecule: messenger RNA, 5829 nt
Organism: Manis pentadactyla (Chinese pangolin)
Lineage: Eukaryota; Metazoa; Chordata; Mammalia; Pholidota; Manidae
Gene: SYT7
Product: synaptotagmin 7
Exons: 13
Coding region: 594-2654 (686 amino acids)
Biological process (GO): regulation of dopamine secretion; cellular response to calcium ion; vesicle fusion
Cellular component (GO): synaptic vesicle; membrane; synapse
Molecular function (GO): clathrin binding; SNARE binding; calcium ion binding
Source: RefSeq, a predicted model, not a curated record